Messenger RNA from Leishmania braziliensis MHOM/BR/75/M2904, 3078 nucleotides. RefSeq names its product putative RNA-editing complex protein MP100. Gene Ontology annotation, molecular function: single-stranded DNA binding; 5'-tyrosyl-DNA phosphodiesterase activity. NCBI's taxonomy places the organism in Eukaryota, Euglenozoa, Kinetoplastea, Trypanosomatida, Trypanosomatidae. Gene Ontology annotation, biological process: double-strand break repair. The record is from RefSeq and is a predicted model, not a curated record. Gene Ontology annotation, cellular component: PML body; cytoplasm. The transcript has a single exon. The coding region runs from base 1 to 3078 and encodes 1025 amino acids.
AUGCGGGGGGUGUUGACGCGCAGCACCUGCCGACUCGCCUCUGUCCAAGAAGGGACGCGACUGGCUGAUGUCUACCAGUUCCUUAUCACCAAGAAGCCGGUGGAGUACGACUAUGUGGCGAUUGACGUGAACUCCUUUGUCGGUGUCGCCAUGCGCAUCACCAGGAGCAUGUCUCCAGAGCAGCGACGCAACAAGGAGGCUUCGCGGCACGUCCUCAACUCCAUCAUGCAGAUUCUGCGCCGCGUGGUCUGUCGUCACUCUCUUCUUCUCGCCCUUGACGGCCCGGACACGCUUGCAAAGGCGUACAAAUGCCGCGCCACGUUGUCUACACGGCGACUGGACGUGCAAGCUCAGCGCCUCCCUGGUGGGUCGCUAAUGCGCGCGAUGGAGGAUCGCAUAGUCAAGUCGAUGCCGUUGGGGCGCGGGCUGAUUCCCGGCGAGGUGGUCGUCUCUGGUGUCAACGUUGAGGGCCCGGUGGAGCGAAAGGUGACGGCAUGGGCGCUCGACUUGGCGUGCCGUGACGGGGCGCAGCACACCUCCAAAUCCAUCUGUCUCAUCGGGGCGGGGGAGCUGUGGCUGAACGUGCUCGCCCUCACGCCCUACUUCCAGGGUACGAGCAUCUUGCACGGAUCCUCCGACUUGCGCCACAUGACGCUCAGCGAUUCCCUGAGGUGGCUCGAACUCGGCGAUGACCUGUUGAGCGGCGAUACACGGGCCAUCACGACAGCGCGGACCGAUGCACUGCUGCUUUACCUGCUGUGCCACGGCUGCUCUGCAACAGACCUCUCUCCGCUGUCCGGCUCCAGCUUUUCGAUUCUCAUGGCGGCAUACCAUACUCGACGCCGCGAGGCUGCAGCGACCGCUGGUGCGGCGGUCGGGACACCAGCUUUUCAGCUCAUCCGCGAGCAGCCCAGUGGUGGCCUGGGGCUUGACGUGCAAGCGUUCUACCUACUCUUUGUAGCCGAGAGGGAUGUGGCGGCAACGAUGCAGUCGCUGGCGGCGCUCGACUUGCCGGCCGCGGGUAAGAGCCCAUGCGCGGCGCCGGUGCAGCCCUUCUCUCUCCCGCCUUCUGCACCAGACAACAGUGCACCAGAUGAGCCAAUGCGUGACGUCAAUGCAUGCGAACUGUUGUACAGCAGCUAUCUCAGCCACCUGCUCAGAUCCCAUCACCUCUUCUGCUACGGUGAAGUACUCGGUCGGUCUCGUAUUCCAGCGUACAUGGAGGCAGAGGUGAGAAUGGGGAGGCUUGGCCCCAGCGGUGCCGUGGGUGUCCGCGCCAGCGUGGUCACUGUGGGCAAUUGGGCCCGCUACCUGCUUCGCUGUCUCCAGCGCGGGGGGCGCUACGCUUUCGCAAGUGACGCAGGGGUUGAGCUACGCUGCAGCACCUCUAAGUGCCCCCUACCCGACACGGCAGACGCCAGUGCGCCGCCGUUGGCCACGGGAGCUGACACGAAGCGAGAUGUUGACCCGGGAACUCCCAGCGCCACAGUUACAGCGACGGCAUCCGACGCACGUGUUGCGUUGUCAUCCGCUGCUCCCGCUGCGCUAGACAAGACCGCGUACUACCCUUUCUGGUCCUCCACGCAGCCGCUGACGGCAGCCGAGUACACAAUCCUUAGCACCCCGAAUCAGGGCAUCCUCGACCCACUACUACUGGACUACGUACCGGGGGCACCGUCGGCGCUGCGCUCCGAGCUGCCGCGGACGCUCACGUCUGCGCAGGCGGACCUCCAAGAACUUCGCAGUUCACUGCAGCAUUUCUUCGCGCACGCGCCGGCUGAUCGGCCCCACCCGUCACUGUGCCUGGCGCCGUCCUAUCACUGGAGUCAAAACGAAAAGAGCAAGGUGUGGUCGAUGCGGUACGUGGACUUGGGCGUCGUCGCAAAGCAGCAGGGCGUCCGCCACGCACGCAGCCUCUUGCCUGGAAUGCACAUGGAGCAGCAGGAGUCGAAGGACGGCGCCGUGGCAUUUGACACCGAAUCACAGGCCUGGACCUCACAGCUGCGCAACUUUGCUGUGACCACAGCCUCGGAGCAACGACUACGGCAGCAGGAGGACGCGCCGGCUGAAGGGGCAUCGUCAUCCUCCCUGGCAGCCGCGGCUGUUGCUUCUGUGGCAGCGGCCGAGGUGCCAACGCUGAGGGUUCUCACGUGGAAUGUCAUGUUCGAUCGGUACAGCAACCAACCUACCCCACUCGGUAUGCCAGGCAUUGACUGGUGCAGCCCGAAGCGGUACCCGGUGCUGGCAAAGCUUAUCGAUGCCGAGGACGCUGAUGUGGUGGGGAUGCAGGAGGUGGAGCGGCCGUUUGCUGAGUACCUUGCAGCGCAGCCGUGGUGCCGCGAGCGGUACAUCAUGUCCUGCAGUCCUGGGAGCUCCAUCUUGCAUCCAUGGGGCGUGCUGCUGCUUGUGCGCCGUGGCGGGCGAUGGCCACUGCAGCAGCUGAAACACCUGAACGUGCCGGCGUGGUCAGGCCAUGUCUCCCUCAUGCCAGUGGCAACGUUGGAUUUGACUGCUGCCACUGCCCACAGCGGCAAAAGCGUCACCGAAGGUGACGACUCAGCGGGAAAGAGCGGCAAGAGAAGAUCUGCAGUAUCGCCGUGGGUGGUAAACGUCUGUUCCGUACACUUGCUGGCUCCAUUUGUGAAGGUGAAUGAGGUGGCCCGCACGGGUCAGGAUCAGGCUCUGCGUCACGCGCUGACGCGGCAGCUGCAGGGCGACACGCUCGUAAUGGGCGACUUCAACGACUGGCCGAGCAACGAGUUCCUCAUGCCCCCUGAGACGCGGUAUGCCGAGUGCUGGCCCAUCGUCCACCCCAAUGACUACGGAAAAACAAUGGACGAGUCAAACACGUUCUGCAAGCUGAAGAUUGAAGAAAUCUUCUUUGGCCGAUCCGACAAGGUGUUCCUUCGGACAGGCACCGCCGCAGCUUCAAGUCACACCCGCGGCGUGCUGAAGCCGGUGGAAGCGCAUCUAGUGGGAACCCGAAGCGUCAAUGUCGAAAACAGCAAUCAAGAGGCGCCAGCAUAUUUGUUUCCGUCUGACCACUACGGCGUCAGCAUGCAGUUCCAAGUGCUCUGA